AUGCUUGUGAGUGUUUGUGAAUGUUGUAGUCACACCUGAGGGACCAUAGUUUGUUGCCUUGAGGACUUUUUGGAUUCCUCUCAUCAAGAUGGUGAUGUAUCAAUGUAGUUAACCUUUUCACAUAAAGCAGUCACAAAAUAUUUGUAUAGAUAUAUUUCAGGUAUGAACAAUAUUUGUAUUAUAAUCCAAACCACUAUCUACUGUACACCAUGCAUAUGAACACAUUGAAAUACUGUCGGAAGAUAACAGAUGCUGAUGAACUGCUAAAGGGAAAAUCAAGUUAUGUAUUUGCCACAGCCUACAGUGUGAAGACAAUUCAGAGAUAACAGCAUUGUCACCUCUGUGUAACUUCAAGCUCAGUGUCCCCAAUAAAGUUUGGAGGUGUUUCAAUGGAGAGGUGGGUUUCUACUGCAGUCUAGAAGUGUGGGAUUGAUAAUGCUGAUGAACACAUGAGAGAUGACCAACUCCAGACACUGACUGCAAUGAUCUCCUUAGAAAUCUACUGAACAGGCACUCCAGCUACACAACCCAUCCCUUUCUAUCCAAACCAACUGUCACUAAAUACAAUACUACUACACAAAUCAAUGGAGUUUUCAAGUCUUUAUGUAUUUAAACAAACGCAUGUCUGUUUACACCUCAAGGGUCUGAAAUCUAUAUGGAUGUCAUUUCACCUUUGUCAAAGAGCACGUAUUCAGGAAUUUAUGAAAUAGUGUUCAGAAUCUCUGCCUCUCUCAAACCAAGAAACUCAACUACAGCAUGUGUUGAAUGUCCAGGCAAGGAUUCAUCAUAGAAAAUACUGUGUUGUUAUUAAAAAAAAAAAAUAUAUAUAUAUAUAUAUAUAUAUAUAUAUAUAUAUACGAUUGAAAAAUAAGCUAUAUCUGGAAUGAAUAAAGCAACGUUUAAAACAGUCAGGGGUUGAUAGUGACUGAUUCUGCUUCUCUCUUGUUUGUCAUUGGUUAACCCAUUAAGCAUCUCAUAAUUGGAAGGAGUGCAAUCUCCUGUCCAUUGCAAUGUGUUGUUCUUUGUAGUAACACACUCCAUGUACAGUGCAAUGAAUAUGAGCUGGUGCAUAACAUAUGACAAAAUAAAGAUCGUUAUGGAAAUACACACUCUAGGGUACAUUUUAAAAUACAAUAAACAUGUGAUAACAUAUAAUAAAACUGUAAACAAGUCUUUACCACUGUUAACAUUCAUCAUGUUUUACAGCUAAUCUACACCAGUCCUGCAUGUUUUCUCUAAUCAAAACUGUCAGAAACACAUCAGGUGGCAGGUAACCUAGCGUUUAGAGCGUUGGGCCAGUAACCUGAAAGGUUGUUUGUUUGAAUUGCCGAGCCGACAAGGUGAAAAAUCUGUCUAUGUGCCCUUGAGCAAGGCACUUAACCCUAAUUGCUCCAGGGUCGCCAUUGAUAACGGAGUGUUGGGAUAUGCAAAUACAAUAUAAUGUACAACAUGUGUAUAAUACAAACUUGUACACGUGUGAAGUCUGACAAAUAUAAGCACCCACCUAACUAUUUAACUAUUUAUUUAUUUAUUUAAAUAUUUAUUUAUUAUUAUAAAAUGUAUUUGAAUUGUGAUCUGGUUUAGCAACAAUACAUGAUACAAGUGAAGAAUCUCUCCUUGCAGCAUAACUAUCACUGGUCCAUUAGAGUACAGAAUUCCAUAGUAGUUAAAUUGCUGCUGAAUAGCAUUGAAACCCAAGUAGGUCUACUUUUUAAAGGUUAUUUGUUUCUCUGAACAGCCUUAUUACUAGUGUUAUUGCCAGAGGUCCCUGUUUUGAAUUCAUUUUUAAACUAUUUUGAUAUAGCCACCAGCCUAAGAGCUACAUUAUCUCAUUUACUAUUUAUAAAAUGACCAUUAUGCUAAGAAAAACUCUGGUAAAUACUGUAUAUACUUUUAUAGAACAUAUAAAAGUGUAUUGUACAGUGUGUAUCUGUCUGUGUCCAGAUCCAAAACCCAGAGCUUUCGUGGUCAUAUCUUGGAUUCUAUUCCUAGUGGUGUUUAGAGUUAACAGAGCAUAGGCUGAAAAUAACAGAUUAACAAAAAUAAAAUAAUGUCAUAAAAAAUGCAUACAUUAGUUUACAAUCGACAGAAGAAAGCUCCUUCCAAAGUUACAAGUCGUCCUGCCUUAGCCUGGGUACUUCACUGAGACUUUUGCUUUAUAUACGCUGUAUUUCAGUCUGGAAUCGCUCCUAUAAAGAGGCAAUCAAGCGAUUUUCAUAAUCUAGAAUAUAACCGGACCAAUCAGUGUCCCCUGAGAUUAGCUAUGGUGAGUUUAGCUAUGGUGGUCUGUGUGACUGAAAUGUUGAACCCUAACUACUACACCAUGUUCUAAAAUUCUCCCCUGGGGUACCUGUAUUGUGUUUAAAGGUAGUGCAGCCCAGUCUUUUAGACCCUCUGGCCCGCUAAAUCUAAACUCCUUCUGUUUUAGUCCUUGGCUGGCAGGCCUGACUGGUUGCUGCUUUCCUCUUUGUCUCACAGUGGCAUUGAGUGUUAGGUAUAAGAAAGACUCCGCUGGAAUGAGCACCUCGGCACAAAAAAAAAAAAAAUGAAUAGGAGUUUUAAGUCCCUGAACCCUCCCACUGAGCAGAUAUAAGGGAGAGUGUCAAGGCUGAAAUCUGCAUUCCUCUAAUGUGGUCAUCUGAAGACGGACACCGACUGCACUACUGCUAACCACUCAACCUGAUCGAGCCUGUUCACAAACCAGCACGGAGGAGGAGGAGACAGACACAGUAGUGUGUAAGUGGCGCUGAAAACCUUCUUCGAUGUCUUGAUUCAUUUUAUACAUUUUCAGAUGAUAAUGUAGGACUGACCAUACUUAAAAACAGACAACAUUUUUAUUCUGUUUAUUUGGAAUUGAGGUGGGGAGAAGGACCCAUUUUAAAUAUCCGGUUACCAGGAAUAACGUUCAACAAAGAAAAGUGGGAUCUCUCUCAGAAUUUGAAGGAUUGGGCACCAGAAUUAGAACAUCUCAGCACCAUGGCACUGCUGGACACAGAGUUUGGGGUGAAGGGCAGCAGCAUCAUCAGGGAGUGGAGUGGACAGGUCCAGCCAGCUCUGGUUGCCUUCCUUUGUUUUCCUCUUCUGUCUAGAAGCCUGUCUGUGGGUCAGGAAUCUCAGACUCAAGAGAAGGCUGCCAGGACCCUUUGCCUGGCCGGUGGUGGGCAAUGCCAUGCAGCUGGGGAAGAUGCCUCAUAUCACCUUCUCCAAGCUGGCAAAGAAGUACGGCAACGUGUAUCAGAUACGACUGGGCUGCAACAACAUAGUGGUGCUCAAUGGAGACACAGCAAUACGAGAAGCCUUGGUUCAACACAGCACAGAGUUUGCAGGCAGACCCAAACUUUGUGUCUUUUCAGUCUGUGUCAGGUGGUAACAGCAUGACAUUCUCUAACUACAGCAAACAGUGGAGGACCCACCGGAAGAUCGCUCUGUCCACCAUUAGAGCUUUCUACUCUGCCAACAGCCAGACCAAAAAAGCAUUUGAACAGCACAUUGUGGCAGAGGCCACUGAGCUAAUUGAAGCUUUCCUCAAACUCAGUGCUGAGGGACAGUUUUUCAACCCUGCUCAUGAACUGACAGUAGCUGCUGCUAAUGUAAUCUGUGCCCUGUGCUUUGGAAAGCGUUAUGGACAUGAUGACAUGGAGUUUAGAACCCUUCUGGGCAGCGUGGACAAGUUUGGAGAGACGGUGGGGGCUGGCAGCUUGGUGGAUGUCAUGCCCUGGCUUCAAUAUUUCCCAAAUCCUGUCCGCAGAGUCUACCAGAGCUUCAAAGACCUCAAUAAAGAGUUUUUCACCUUUGUGAGAGACAAGGUGGUGGAGCACAGGGAGACGUUUGACCCUGAAGUGACCCGGGACAUGAGUGACGCCAUUAUUGAGGUAAUUGACAAAGCAGGCAGUGAUACCGGGUUGACGGAGGCCCACACAGAAGGGACAGUGUCCGAUCUGAUUGGUGCGGGACUGGAUACUGUGUCCACUUGCCUUCAUUGGAUGCUUCUUUUAUUGGCAAAAUACCCCACAAUCCAAACCAGAGUGCAGGAGCAGAUUGACAAAGUGGUAGGCCGUGACAGGCUGCCCUGUAUUGAGGACAAAGCCAGCCUGGCUUACCUAGAUGCUGUUAUCUAUGAAACCAUGCGCUAUACCAGCUUUGUACCCCUCACCAUCCCACACUCCACCACCUCAGAUGUCACCAUCGAAGGCUUCCACAUCCCCAAAGACACGGUGGUCUUCAUUAACCAGUGGUCCGUCAACCACAACCCUUUAAAGUGGAAGGACCCACAUCUUUUUGACCCCUCACGGUUCCUAGAUGAAAAUGGUGCCCUUGACAAGGACCUGACCAACAGUGUGUUGAUAUUCUCAGCAGGGAAGAGGCGAUGUAUCGGUGAACAAAUCGCCAAAGUGGAGGUUUUUUUAUUUUCUGCUAUUUUGAUUCACCAGUGCAGUUUUGAGAAUAAUCAGGACCUCUCCUUAGACUGCUCCUAUGGGUUAACACUGAAGCCCCUGAACUACAAGAUCUCUGCCAAACUCAGAGGAGAAUUACUUAAUGGGGCAUAA
Coregonus sp. 'balchen' is the source of this 4547-nucleotide messenger RNA. The record is from the annotation of a GenBank genome assembly. Lineage: Eukaryota; Metazoa; Chordata; Actinopteri; Salmoniformes; Salmonidae.